UGGAAUAUUCCUUUUUGUUUUGUUUCAACAAUAUGAAUAUUCCCAGGCAAAAAACAUUAUGGAACAUCCUGUCUAGAAUAAGCAGACAAAUUUAGCCCUUCACCCAAAAACAAAAUAAGCGUCUUUGUCUCUCUCACUCUCUUACCCAUUCUUCCAUUUCAUACAUUCCUAAAACCCUAAACCCUACCCACAAUGUCGGACAUUCCACCUGAAGUUAUCAGUGAUAUAUUUUCUCGACUUCCAGUUAAGUCUUUGCUCAGAUUCAGGUGCGUUUCAAAAUCAAUCAAAACCCUCAUAGACAGCCCAACAUUCAUCCAAGCACACUUAAACCAACACAUGCUUAAGCCCAACUCGCUUAUUAUCACGGCCCACCACAAGGCUAACAACCUUUUCUGUGUUGACAACUUCAGUAGUUCAACCCAACAACAACAACAACCAAAAGAGCUUGACCACCCACUGAAGCAACACGAUGGCCCAACUCAGAUAAUGGGUUCUUGUCGUGGUUUGUUUGUGAUAUCUAACUGCAUGGGUCAUAAUGGUGUCUGGAAUCCUUCAACUACCAUGUUUAGGAAAUUGCCUGUUUGUCAUUUCGAUCCUCCAAGCAAAACUCCACAUGAAAGUGGUCCAGGGAUGGCCCAAAUGUGUGGUGGUUUUGGGUAUGAUAGUUCUGCUGAUGAUUAUAAGGUGGUUGCAAUAGCCCAAUGGUAUCAUCCUGAUGAUCAACCUCCCUUAUUUUCCGAGACAAGGAUUUAUAGUUUGAAGUUUGGUGGGUGGAAGAAGGUUAAGGAGAAUUGUCCUCACUGGUUGCUUUUGGAAGAUUAUGGUACCUUUGCUGGAGGUGCAUUGCAUUGGAUUGUAACUAAGAAAAAAUCUGUAAGGUCGAGCCCAUUGAUUCGUCUUAAUCUUGGAAGUGAGAGGUUUGAGCAGGUGCCAUUUCCUGACAAUUUGGGUGAGCCAAUACAAUUGAAUAUGGCAGCAUUGGGAGAAUGUCUUUGCUUGCUUGCAGGUCAUUUCACCAGUAGGAAUGCAAAUGUGUUGGAUCAUCUUGACAUAUGGAUGAUGAAGGACGACCAGUCUUGGAUUAAGUUUUUUAAAGUUGACCAGUUAGACGGUCGUCAACAUUUUACUUGUCUAAGGCCAAUAGCAUAUUCAGUGACUGGAAAGGAAGUUCUUAUGGAAAUGGAUAGCAAGAAGUUUCUUUGGUAUAGUCUUGAAAAGAAGUCCCUCAAACAUGCUAAGAUUACUGGUGGAUUGGAUUGUUUUGAAUCCUUUGUCACUUUUGAAAACCUUGCCCCCUUAUAUGGAAAGGAUAGGAUCGAAGAAACGGAUUGAGGAACGAGAUGACUUGGUCUGAAGUAACUAUAGAGGGGGAGUGCUUUGCAGUUUAAGAAGGGAUGAAGAAUAGAGAAGCCCUUUCCAAUUAUCUCUGGCUCUCCUUUAUACAUAUAUAUAGAGUUAGUGCAAUAUCUGAAAUUUAGCAAAACAAAUUGUUGUUGUGGCUGGAAACUAAUCUUUUGAUGUAAGUGCUAUUCCGCUAUCUGGUAUAGACAUGUGUAAAAACUACUUGAUAUUAUGUGGUACUAUUAGUAUUAACUAGAAAGUAAUUUGAAUCUUCACCUAUGUAUUUAGUGUAGCAGUCUUUUUGGCUGCUGGACACUUCUGGUUAACAUAUGACCAAUAUUUUGCCUGCUGGUUCUA
Lycium ferocissimum is the source of this 1698-nucleotide messenger RNA. RefSeq names its product F-box protein CPR1-like. Lineage: Eukaryota; Viridiplantae; Streptophyta; Magnoliopsida; Solanales; Solanaceae. Gene Ontology annotation, molecular function: protein binding. The transcript is spliced from 2 exons. Bases 193 to 1332 code for a protein of 379 amino acids. The record is from RefSeq and is a predicted model, not a curated record.